Molecule: messenger RNA, 1942 nt
Organism: Cicer arietinum (chickpea)
Lineage: Eukaryota; Viridiplantae; Streptophyta; Magnoliopsida; Fabales; Fabaceae
Biological process (GO): Golgi vesicle transport
Cellular component (GO): membrane
Source: RefSeq, a predicted model, not a curated record
CAUCAUUCUUCUUCAAUUUCCCACUCCUCUAUAAACAUCCACAAAUUUCUUAUCAUAUACCAUCCAAUAAAACUUGACACGUCACAUCUCAAGUACUCGAUCAGUUAAAACCGCACACGUGUAAAAAACAUAUAGGUCGACCAUUCUGGAUAUCGUGAAACUCCCAUCAUCUUAUCAUAACCCAACCGAAAAAGAGAACUAGUUACAUAACUACAGAGCCUUAAAAAAAAGGAAGAUAAAAAAGAGAGAAGGUUCGCUUAAACGUCUCUCUCUCUCUCUCUUUCUCUCUCCGAAGGUUUCUUUCUCUCUCUUCAUUCCUUGCUUUGUUUCGUCGAAGAGAAGAGAGAGAAAAAACCAAACCCAUGAGCAUAUCAACCUAACCAACCACUCUCGUUGUUGUAGCUUCGUCUUCGAGUUUUCAUCUCUCUCGGAAAGAAUUGGAAGUUUAUUUCUUUUUGUUUUGGGUUUUUUCGGUUUUGUUUUGGGGUUGCUUUGAAGAAGAUGUUGGUAGCUAAUAGUUUCGAUCUAUGGCGAAAAGACGUUUUUUUCUCUGCAGCAGAAGAGGUGCAGGAAUCAGCGGAUAUAAUGGAAUCGGCAUACCGGGCAUGGUUAAGAGAGAGGAGAGAAAGGUCGAAUUCCAAGGAAUUAAAUGAAUUAUGCAGAGAACUUCAAACUGCUUUAGGUACUGCUAAAUGGCAGUUGGAAGAAUUUGAGAAAGCUGUUAGUCUAAGCUACCGACAUCUUGGUGACGACAACCGAGCCACUAGGCACAGGCAAUUUAUUUCUGCCAUUGAGAGCCAAAUUUCCCAGGUUGAAGCAGCUAUGAGGGAAUCUUUUAUUGAGGAAGGUAAGCAACCGCUUCGGUGGGUGAGUCUGGAUGAAGAAGAGCGAGAUGAUUUUGCCGCAUUUCUAUCUGGAACCUGUGAAACCAUACAAAGCACUAAAGAUGAAUGCAUUGAUGUUUCUCCUUUGACAAAAAUCUCACUUUGGGAGAAACAAGUGAGCAAAGAAGAUAAAAAUGUAAUUGUAAAUGCUUUUCGCAGCUGGGAUAGUUCUACUAAUGAAAAGGCUUCUAUGGAUGCCAUUGCUGUUAACAAGGACACAGAUUACGCAAUAGAAAUAAAAGCAGAUGCCAUUUCUAGAAAUAGUGAUGAUGUAGUUUCUCCAACCGAUAGAACAACUAGUACAAGGAAGACGUGGAGUCCUCCACCAAACUAUGGUGCUUUAAGAAUUGUAGUUGCUGAUGAAGAUGAGCAGAGAAAUAAACUUUUGCGGCCUGUUGAUGCCACCCCUAAAGAGAAAGGACUUAAACAUCUCUUCUGGAAACAAAAAUUUGAAGAAUAUCCGCAGGCAAUGCGAGCAGUUCAUAUGUUCAAUCAGGUUUUUGGUCGCAUUGGAUUAUGCCAGAGACAGUUUCAAAAUCCCUUGCAUUUGCGAUAUGGUCGUUCUCUUAAAGUUACACUCAUUCUAAUGCUGACCAUCUUUCUCCUUGUUCCCUUUGUAUUUUAUUCAACUUGAGCUAAACGGCUUCUUCACUCAAUCAAAUCAAGAGGGUUUUUCAUAGAUAAAAAAAGAAGAUAGGUGAGUGGGACAAGUCAGUCCGGUAAAGGGACAGUCAAGACAAUCUGUGUCAACCUUGUUCUAUUUAAUUAGUGGUUGUUAUUAUUAUUAUUAUUGUUACUACUAGAUUAGUCUAUAAGAUGAAUGAAUGAAAUUAAUUGUGUUGUGAGUGGACGCCGACAGCACAACCACUACCAACCUCCUUCCUACUGGUGGGUGGUGUAGGAAUAGGACUAGGAUAUGUGGGGCUGUUAUUAUUAAGUGUAUAUACAUUCAUUCAUUCGUUCAUCAUCUAAUAUUUAAUGUAAUACAACUUCCACUAUGCUACUGGUAUUUGUUUGCAAGAUAAAUCAAUGCAAUGCAAUGCAAGCUUAAAUUUUAA